This is a messenger RNA of Cavenderia fasciculata, 2355 nucleotides long. RefSeq lists its product as uncharacterized. Gene Ontology annotation, biological process: ribosomal large subunit assembly. The record is from RefSeq and is a predicted model, not a curated record. Lineage: Eukaryota; Evosea; Eumycetozoa; Acytosteliales; Cavenderiaceae. Gene Ontology annotation, cellular component: preribosome, large subunit precursor. Gene Ontology annotation, molecular function: rRNA binding. The coding region runs from base 1 to 2355 and encodes 784 amino acids. The transcript has 3 exons.
AUGGCACUUAAAAGAACAAAAGAUCGUAAGAGAAGAAAGAUGGAUAGUAGUGAGAGUGAAAGCAGUGAAAGUGAAAGUAGUAGCAGUAGUGAUAGUGAUAAUGAUGACAACAGUGAUAAUAACAGCAAUAAUAGCAAUAGUGAAAGUAGUAGUGAAAGUGAAAGUGAAAGUGAGAAGAGUGAGAGUGAAAGUGAAGACUCUUCUUCUUCUUCCUCCUCUGACUCUGACAAAAAGAAGAAACCAAUAGAGCAAAUUAGAAAGAAAAGAAAAGCACUACCACCAUUACUUCUUGCCUCAACGUCUAAAACUUAUUAUGCGGUGGAUGAUGAAGAUGAUGAUGAUGAUGAAGAUGAAAUGGAUCAAGAUGAUGACGACUCUGACUAUAUAUUUGGAUCUGGAGAUGAAGGAAAAAAGGAAAAGUCAACAACUCCAUCCGUUUUCAAUCUAAAACUAAAGAGAGAAUCAUUAACUCGUGGUCAAUACACUGUUGGAGAAUUAAAGGAUUUCUGUAAAAAGUACCAUUUAAAGAUGUCUGGAAACAAGGGUACGUUGCAAGACCGAUUGGUUGAAUACUUGAACGACCAGGAAAAAAGUGGAAUUAUCAAUAUUGAUUCGUCAGAUGAUGAAGCGGUCCGUAAAAGAAAGAAAAGAGAGCCUAAAAUGACAGUUGGUUCACUUAGUAACAAACCAGUGUACCAACUCAAAUUGUUGGCUGAACGAUUUGGAUUGUCGUUUAGACCGGGUAUGAUUAAAAAGGAUUUGGUGUUGAUGUUGGUCAAGAGUGGAGGUGUGGAACCCAAGGAACAAGCCAAGGAGGGAACCAAGUUGAUGGACGACUACCAUCGUGGAACGGUAAACUAUGCACUAGCACCGGUUUUAAUCGCACAAAUACUCAGAUACGCGUUCAACUCGGUCGCAGAGAUUGACCAAGAAGACGAAACUUACUUUUUCCGUUGGAAGUUGUCAUUGUCGACUCUAUGUAAAUGGGCACACAAGGUGAUGGUAUCGGGCACGUUUUUCAACUCGUUGUCUUUGGCUCGAAACCGUUCCAUUCAAGCUUACAAACCAAACACACUCGAGAUGCCACUCUACAAACAUUUUGUCAAUGCAUUUUGUCUGCUCAAGAAUAUUGUGACGUUGGAUUUGUUGGACGGCGACUUUAUAUCGUUGUUUGGAGAACGUCGUACUUCGACGAGCUAUAGUCGUUACGGAAACGAUAGUAAACGAACCUCGACCGACAUUCAAAAAGAGUUGUUUGAUAAUUUACGCCAUCUAACUGUACACGAGUCACCAUUGUUGCUGUCGACAUCCUUUGCAACCAUUCCACAUCUUAUCGGAUUGCAGUCGUUUACCUAUGUCAAGAACAAAACACAUCGUCAAAAGAAUGAGUUUUCUUGGUCUUCUCAGUUUUGUAAAUCAGCCCAACACUUUGAGUUGUAUGAUUUGCGCGAUCUCUAUCUAAAGGAUUUCGUCAACAUCGAAUCGUUGUGUUGGACGCCUUCCAAAUCCAGUCACGAUCGUGACUACCAAGUCAUGAGACACCUGUUCACUGUCAACAAACCUGCCAUCACCAAGAUUGGCAUCAAAAGCCCACUACUGUCCUCUGAAGGGCCAGUACAUGCUCCUUGGGGAAUAUCAACAAACCAACAACCUGCCAUUGACAUGGUUGUCCAAGAACUCAAAGAAAAUGACCCAACCCUGACUCUUGAAAAGCUUGAAUCAAAUGCUCGUACAAUUGUUAUGGAUUGUCUUAAAACCAAAAAUUUACCAAUUGAAAGUUGGAGAGCACCUUUUAUUAAAGGAGUUAUUUCAGGGUAUGGAAGUGUAGAUUUUAAUCCAACUAGUUCAUUUUUCAAGAUUUUACAAAUACCAACCAUCAAUCAUUUGGUUCUUGGAUUUAUCAACCAUGACUAUGCAGAAGCAAUCAACCAAGCACCCAACAUCGACACAUUUGAAUAUUUAGUCAUCAUCAAUGAUAAUUCCAAAUUCAAAUCCCUUCUUUCACAAUUAAAUGAUUAUGUACCAUUUUAUAAACAAUAUACUACUCAACAUCAACACCAAAACUAUAUUAAUGAUGAUAAUAAUAAUAAUAAUAAUGAUGAUGAUGAUGAAGAUGAAAAGGAAAAGAAAACAAAGAAAGGAACAAAAGGUAAAGGCAAAAAGGAAACAAAAUCAAAGAAAGAAACAAAAUCUAAAUCUAAAUCCAAAAUCCAAGGUGAUGUUUUAGCCAAUUCUCCCUAUGAAUUUGGUAGUAUUCAUUAUCAUGUUAGAAGUCAUAUUUUUAGAGAAAGUGUUUAUAAAAUCUAUUUACAAAAAAAAGCAUUCAAUAGUAAUAAUAACAAUAAUAAUAAUUAA